CCGAACAUUUCUCAGUUAUUCUAUAUUACUGUAUACUAAAUAUAUUACUGAUUAACUGAAAAGUCUGGAAAUUCCGAGCAUUUGGAGAAAGUGUGCAAUCAAAUAAGAACAGCUGAAGUCCAGACUGUUAGUCAAGCCAAUCAGAAAAACACUCGUCCCAUUGGGCAUUAGGUUCAGCUGUAUAUUAAAAAAAGGUCAGCAAAAUGGAGGCCAAAGACAACAACAAGGAGCAGCCACAGCAGUCGGACAAUGAGAUACGCACGGAUAGCGAGAGCUCAACAGAUAGCAUGAUGCGCUUUGUGCUGCCCAGCCUGGAUGGUAGCCCUCCAAAAGUGGUCACCAUGGACGAGGUGGCGGGCAUGCUGAAGAAUCUCAAGAAUAUGGAGCUUGCCCACGAGAUAGCACUCAACCCGGAGUUUAAGCUACAGCCAUACGAGCCGCCCAUGAACAGCUUGGAGGGUCGCAUCAAGGCAAUGGUACACAAAGCAUUUUGGAAUCUGUUGCGUGAGCAACUGGAACGUGAUCCGCCAUCAUAUGAUCAAGCCAUCCGUUUGCUGAGUGAGAUUAAGGAGGACUUUCCGCAGCUUCUCUCGCCGAACAAUACAAACGCCUUGUCGCGCAUCAAUGCGACACUAGAUGAGGCGCUCAUCCGUCAGCAGGCGGAGCGUGGAACUCUAGAUUUUAGGUCCUAUGCCAAUUUCGUGAUCAAUCUGUUGGCCAGCAUGUGCGCACCGGCACGCGAUGAGGCAGUGGCCAAGCUGCGAGAAAUUGACGAUGUGAUUGAUACCUUCCGUGGCAUACUGGAGGUCAUGGCCCUGAUGAAGCUGGAUAUGGCCAACUUUAUGGUUUCGGCAGCACGCAAUAAUAUAGCAGCAAAUUCUGUGGAGUAUGAGAAGCAAAAGUUUAGUACAUUCUUGCGCGAAUAUCAUGGCACUGUUGGAUUUCCCGCCACCGAGGACUGGCUGCAACGUGCACGCGCCGGCUGCAACAACAACGAGGAGAUCCUCUUCAAUGCAUUCAAGCAGCUGCUGAACUAUCCGGCAGACAAGGAAUUUCCCGAACUGUUGCGCAUCGAUAAGGAGCGCUUUGAGGGCCUCAGCUGGCGUUGUCAGCGUCUCAUUUUGUGCGCUGCCCUCAUAUCCAUUGCACAAGGUGUUCCAAUCAUAUCGCAGCGCCGUGAGAAUCGCAUCGAACUGGCCAAACAGUUGGACAUAAUCGUUCAGCAUGUCAAGCAGCAGGAUCAGCUAAGCUCUGCCAUCGACAACUGCUACGAGCAGAUUCGCUCGUUCAUAAACAAAUGUCUGGAGAAGGAGAAACUGCCGUUACUCAGCGAAUCGCAAGAGACACAAAUCCAAAGCCAAGUCAAGCAGUUGAUCAACAAAUCGUCACCUGUGCGCACACUAAUGGCGAAUCGUAUGGACGGUUUUGUUCGAGUUGCCUUGCGCUCGAAUGGCAACAUACCGCCGCCGCCCGCUGGCUUCGCCGACUUCGGGGAGGAGCUGGUCGCAUUUAUUGCAUCCUUCCGUCGCUUGGUAUCCUACAAUCACGCCGUAUUUGGAGAAUACUUUGUGCAGCUGCUCAACAAGCAGCGCAAUAGCGCUGAGCCAAGUGCGGACGCUGGCAACAGCAGCAGUAACAGCCUCUCGUCUAAUCUGGCCCAAACAGCCAAGCCUUAGGCAGAGAGCGUGAUACUACAUGUCAACGGAGGCGAGAGCGAGAGAGUGUGUGUGCGUGUGCGUGUGUGUGGGGAAGAUGCAACAAAAUAUAUUUAUGUAAGCAGGCUGCUGGGAUUAAGCGUUGGAGCACAUAGAAAAAAAAAAAAAAAAAGCAAAUUCAAAACAAAAUGUUGAACGUUUAGGCUAUCCGAACAAGAGCUAGCCUCUAGUUGAUAGCCAACCAAUAGACCCAAACAAA
This is a messenger RNA of Drosophila navojoa, 1914 nucleotides long. RefSeq names its product T-complex protein 11-like protein 1. Gene Ontology annotation, biological process: signal transduction. The record is from RefSeq and is a predicted model, not a curated record. NCBI's taxonomy places the organism in Eukaryota, Metazoa, Arthropoda, Insecta, Diptera, Drosophilidae.